Molecule: messenger RNA, 1567 nt
Organism: Botrytis cinerea B05.10
Lineage: Eukaryota; Fungi; Ascomycota; Leotiomycetes; Helotiales; Sclerotiniaceae
Exons: 1
Coding region: 366-1304 (312 amino acids)
Source: RefSeq, a predicted model, not a curated record
GCCCGGCCAUGCGAUUUGGAAAGUUUGUCGAAGCGCUUGCGCUUAUUCUCUCCAUACAUUGUUGUUCUGGGUGAAGUGCCCUCAGUUCAUGUGACCGCGGCUGGUAUACAUGUCGAGGGAUUGUCGACCGCUUCCAACAGACCGAGAUCCUAUCGCGCGCGUAGAAUAUUACACCGCCACCAUUCACACCCUUGAUAAGUCUUGCUUUCCCUAUUGAAUCUAGGAUUAAUAAUUGAGCCGCAUAUGAAACAAAAAUAGCAUUAAGUGAAAUUCGGACAAUAUUUUAGAGUUGUCUUUAUUGCUCAUUGCCGAGAUACCCCUUACUUUCUUUCCAAAUUUCUCGGAACGGAUACUCACUCAUAAUCAUGUCAUUUGAUCACAAAUCCAUAUUCGCGAAUUCAGACGAGGAACCUCUUUUCCCACAAUUUCGUAAUCUGCCACCAGAGCUUCGUCUACAUGUCUGGAAAUAUGCACUUCCCAGCGGCCGGACGCUCAGGGUAAAAGUCGACGCCUAUGACGAUACGCGAGCUUCCCUGCAGGGAGACUUCUCGGCUAUUCCUUCGAUCUGUCAUGUCAAUUCCGAAUCUCGAUCUUUAGCUCUAAGCAUCAUUCGCAAUGGGCUCGGUCCCAACACUGAAGAAUCCGAUUUCUACUGGAAUCCAAAUACCGACACCAUCUACUUCCCACCCUCUGCAUCCUGGACUAGCGGCACGAUGGAAAAAUUUCUCUUCAAAGAAAACGUUCCCGCUUCGUAUCGAAACGACGGUAUCACGCCCGUAGUGCAACAUAUCGCCUUACCCCUAAACAUAUGGCUCGCGCAAGGCCUCUAUCUCGAGCCUCUCGAAUCUCGCUGGCUUCUCAACUGGCUGUACAAAUUCCCCAUGCUGCAAUCCGUUACCCUGCUCAUCGAGCCGUUUGAUCAAUGGCUCGGCCUCCCCAAUACCUCGAUCGUCUACCACGAACCGCUCGACGUUCCCAUGUCGCAGCUGCUCGGCCACAAACCCUCGCACAUACAAAAGAUGCUGGAGAAUUCGCUCUCGGAGUAUCGCGAUGCGAAUGAUGGGGCUUGGGAACCGCCCGCGGUGGAGGUCUUGGUGUUGGGUAUGAAGAAGUUUAAGCGCGCAAAGAAGUGUGUUGGGAAGAGAUCGAAUUUGGAUCGUGAUGAUGUCACGGGGAUUUAUGAACAUAGGAUUUCGAGGGAGGAGAAGAAUGCGAGGAGGUUGGCGAAUAGGUGGCCUGCGGAGAUUCAUGCGGUGGAGCAGUGGAGUUUGAUGGGGCAGCCGGAGGAGGAACCGGAUUUUUAGUUUUUUUUCUUGGGGAAGAGAUGGCGAUUGCCUGGGCUUGCCUGGGCAUUAUGUAUAGGGAGAUGAUGAGAAUUUGUUCGUAGGAGUAGAUUCCAGAUUGACUAGUAUAUCUAAUAAUUAUCAAAAACCGAUUUUCAGUAUUCAUUCGAUCUUGGUGUCUGAUUGUUAGAUGUAGAGUUUAUAACUCCUCUCUUAGAGAUGGAUAUGUCCCGGCUCCUGGUAUUUGAUAGUGCCCGAGUGGGUUCGAGGUGAUGAAUUAUUCA